AUGGAAGAUUUGAUGGACAUGGACAUGAGCCCCCUGGGGACCCAGAACUAUCUUUUCAGUUGUGAACUAAAGGCCGACAAAGAUUAUCACUGUAAGGUGGAUAAUGAUGAAAAUGAGCACCAGUUAUCUUCAAGAACGGUCAGUUUAGGGGCUGGCGCAAAGGAUGAAUUGCACAUUGUCGAAGCAGAGGAGAUGAAUUAUGAAGGCGGUCCAAUUAAAGUAACACUGGCAGCUUUGAAAAUGUCUGUGCAGCCAACGGUUUCCCUUGGGGGCUUUGAAAUAACACCACCUGUGGUCUUAUGGUUGAAGUGUGGUUCAGGGCCUGUGCAUAUUAGUAGACAGCACUUAGUAGCUGUGGAGGAAGAUGCAGAGUCAGAAGAUGAAGAGAAGGAGGAUGUGAAACUCCUAAGUAUACCUAGAAAGCACUCUGCCCCUGGAAGUGGUAGCAAGUUUCCACAGAAAAAAGUAAAACUUGCUGCUGAUGAAGAAGAUGAUGAUGAUGAAGAUGACGAUGAUGAUGAUGACUUUAAUGAUGAGGAAGCUGAAGAAAAACUCCAAUCAAAAGGUCAAGAAUCCUUCAAAAAACAGAAAAAAACUCCUAAAACACCAAAAGGACCUAGCUCUGUAGAAGACAUUAAAGUAAAAGUGCAAGCAAGUAUAGAAAAAGGUGGUUCCCUUCCCAAAGCGGAAGCCAAAUUCAUCAAUUAUGUGAAGAAUUGUUUCCAGAUGACUGACCAGGAGGCUAUUCAAAAUCUCUGGCAGUGGAGUAAGUCUCUUUAAGAAAAUAGUUUAAACAGUUUGUUAAAAUUUUCCAUCUUAUUUCAUUUCUGUAACAGUUGAUAUCUGGCUGUCCUUUUUAUAAUGCAGAGUGAGAACUUCUCCUACCGUGUCUGAUAAAUGUUGUCCAGGUUCCAUUGCCAAGAAUGUGUUGUCCAAAAUGUCUGUUUAGUUUUUAAAGAUGGAUCUCCACCCUUUGCUUGGUUUUAAGUAUGUAUGGAAUGUUAUGAUAGGUCAUAGUAGUAGUGGUGAUCAGACAAAUGGAAAUGGUGGGGAGAC
Molecule: messenger RNA, 1056 nt
Organism: Balaenoptera musculus (blue whale)
Lineage: Eukaryota; Metazoa; Chordata; Mammalia; Artiodactyla; Balaenopteridae
Product: nucleophosmin-like
Exons: 2
Coding region: 1-780 (259 amino acids)
Biological process (GO): ribosomal large subunit biogenesis; ribosomal small subunit export from nucleus; positive regulation of transcription by RNA polymerase II
Cellular component (GO): ribonucleoprotein complex; centrosome; cytoplasm
Molecular function (GO): RNA binding; histone binding; chromatin binding
Source: RefSeq, a predicted model, not a curated record